AUGGGAACCACAGAAGCCACUUUGCGGAUGGAGAAUGUGGAUGUGAAGGAGGAGUGGCAAGAUGAGGACUUCCCCAGACCUCUCCCAGAAGAGACGGGGAUGGAGUCGCUGGGCAGCCCUACAGAAGACGAGAAUACAUCCUCUCCCCCAAAUACAUUAAACUUUAAUGGGGCACAUCGUAAGCGGAAGACACUUGUUGCACCUGAAAUCAACAUUUCCCUGGACCAGAGCGAAGGCUCCAUUCUCUCCGAUGACUUCCUGGACACACCAGAUGACCUGGACAUUAAUGUGGACGAUAUUGAAACUCCUGAUGAGACAGAUUCCCUCGAAUUCCUGGGGAAUGGGAACGAACUGGAAUGGGAAGAUGACACUCCGGUAGCCACAGCCAAGAACAUGCCUGGGGACAGCGCAGACCUGUUUGGGGAUGGUGGGACAGAAGAUGGGAGUGCUACUAAUGGACGGCUCUGGAGGACUGUCAUCAUCGGAGAGCAGGAGCACCGCAUCGACCUCCAGAUGAUCAAACCCUACAUGAGAGUGGUAACGCACGGAGGAUACUAUGGAGAAGGCCUCAAUGCCAUCAUUGUCUUCGCUGCCUGCUAUCUCCCAGACAGUAACCUGGCUGAUUACCACUACAUCAUGGAGAAUCUCUUCCUAUACGUGAUCAGUAGUCUGGAGCUGCUGGUGGCUGAGGACUAUAUGAUCGUGUACCUAAACGGAGCAACACCCCGGAGGAGGAUGCCAGGCCUUGGCUGGCUGAAGAAAUGCUAUCAGAUGAUAGACAGAAGGCUGCGUAAAAACCUCAAAGCGUUGAUAAUCGUGCAUCCUUCAUGGUUCAUCCGGACAGUGCUGGCUAUAUCCAGACCCUUCAUCAGUGUGAAGUUCAUCAAUAAGAUCCAGUAUGUUCACAGCCUGGAGGAACUGGAGCAACUUAUCCCAAUGGAGCACGUACAGAUUCCAGACUGCGUCUUACAAUUUGAAGAAGAGAGGAUCAAGGCCAGAAAAGAAAGGGCAGAAGAGAAACAAGACAUGGCUGAGAAGGAAAGCAGGCCUGUGCCCCCAGCAGAGGAUCAAGAAACCAGGUUUGAUUUGUACUUCACUCUCUCAUUCGUCUCUCUCUUUGUGAUUGGUUUCAUUGUGUUUGUAAUCCACUAA
This is a messenger RNA of Nipponia nippon (crested ibis), 1152 nucleotides long. RefSeq names its product ATCAY kinesin light chain interacting caytaxin (gene ATCAY). Gene Ontology annotation, biological process: apoptotic process. The record is from RefSeq and is a predicted model, not a curated record. Lineage: Eukaryota; Metazoa; Chordata; Aves; Pelecaniformes; Threskiornithidae. Gene Ontology annotation, cellular component: cytoplasm.